Messenger RNA from Lactuca saligna, 999 nucleotides. Lineage: Eukaryota; Viridiplantae; Streptophyta; Magnoliopsida; Asterales; Asteraceae. The record is from the annotation of a GenBank genome assembly.
AUGCAACCAACACUUCUCCAAGUAUUUCCUUCUUCUCCAAGUUUUUGUUUGUUUGUUCCACCGAAGGAGCCAGUCAAUGAAGCUGUGAUUACCCCGGCUGAGAAAGAAACUAAAAUCAAUAUUUUCAGGCAGCCAAAUAUUCCAACGCCCGAACAUAUAGAUGCACUUAUCAAAGAACUACAGUCUACUGCAAGGAAGCCUCCUCAAGCAAUUUAUGAUACUGUUGAAUCUCCUUCUGAGAGUGAUAGAGAUGAAUCAAAUGCCUCCCUGAUGCCAAAGAAGCGAACAUGGAGAGAUCCAAGGCUGGGAGUGCUUAUUGUUGAGCCAGUACAACAAUCUGUUUCUACAGUUGAACCAGCCCAGGUUCAAGAAGUUGGUCAAAGCCCAAUCAUUGAACCAACCCAGGUUCAAGAAGAUGUUCAAGCAAAUGAGGAAACUUUUUCUUUAGGAUGUUAUUCUGAUCCACUACCUCCAGAGCACGAUGUAGUAUCUCUUAAGUUGGCCAAGCUUCUUGCCUUUCAAGAUUCCAUUCCUCAAUCAAAAGAGAAGGAAAUUUGUAUUUGCUCAGGGCAAGGCAUUGAUGAAGGCUCUGCACAAACUAUUUUUGAGCUUAAACAAGAGAUCACAAAUUUGAAGCAGGAGUCCAUUAAAAAGGAACUGUUGAUUGGUAGUUUAGAUGUGAGGGUUUUAGAGCUUGAGAAAGAAAAAGGUAAACAUAUUUCAGAUCUUCAGGAAAAUCUUGGCGGGUUGAUAGCUCUUUACUAUGAUCUCAAAGAUAAAUUGAUAGGAAAAUUUGGUAAUGAGUUCAAGACUUCAAGCUUUGAUCAUGGAAAGGCUCCCGAGUCAUCUGAAAGAGUCACAAUUUCUCCUGCUCCACAUGUUAACAUUGAUCAAUAUUUAUCUUUUGGCCAUGCCACAGCUGAAGAGAGAAGGGAGAAACAUAAGAAAAUAAGCGCGUUGAAGAAAAAUAAAAUGCUUUUGAUGAAGAAUUCUGAUUAG